Messenger RNA from Cicer arietinum (chickpea), 622 nucleotides. Its product is annotated as oleosin Ara h 11.0101-like. Gene Ontology annotation, biological process: lipid storage; sexual reproduction. The record is from RefSeq and is a predicted model, not a curated record. Gene Ontology annotation, cellular component: membrane; monolayer-surrounded lipid storage body; extracellular region. NCBI's taxonomy places the organism in Eukaryota, Viridiplantae, Streptophyta, Magnoliopsida, Fabales, Fabaceae.
GAUUUAAUUCAAUUUCAAAACCCUAAAAACAACACAAUGGCUGAUUCACCACACUACCAACUAUCAACCAAGCCAACUCAGGUUCUUAAGGCAGCCACCGCCGUCAUUUCCGGCGGUUCACUCUUGAUCCUCUCCGGUUUGAUUUUGGCCGGUACGGUUAUCUCCCUCACCAUUGCCACACCGCUGUUUGUAUUCAGUCCGGUGCUUGUUCCGGCGGUGAUCACGGUGGCGCUUUUAACGUUGGGGUUUUUUUCUUUCGGUGGAUUCGGUGUGGCGGCGAUGACGGUGUUAGCGUGGAUAUACAAAUAUGUUACCGGUGAACAUCCACCUGGCGCUGAUCAAUUGGAUACCGCGCGUCAUAAGUUGAUGAAUAAAGCGCGUGAGAUUAAGGACUAUGGUCAGCAGCAAAUCAGUGGAACGCAGACUUCUUAAUUAGUCUGCACUUGGAUGCACUAGAUUCUCUCCCUCCUUUUCAACCUUUGUUAUGUGGAUCUUUGUUAAUUAAUUAGUUUUAUUAUUAUUCUCUUUUUAGUUUUCUUGUAAAAUAUCGUUUAAUGUUGGCCACUUCUUGUAUCUUCCAAUUCCAAAAAAAAUCUAGAAGCUGAGAUCUUUGAAUCAACCA